Messenger RNA from Diaporthe amygdali, 1221 nucleotides. RefSeq lists its product as uncharacterized. Gene Ontology annotation, cellular component: cytosol; cytoplasm. NCBI's taxonomy places the organism in Eukaryota, Fungi, Ascomycota, Sordariomycetes, Diaporthales, Diaporthaceae. Gene Ontology annotation, biological process: secondary metabolic process. The transcript has 3 exons. Gene Ontology annotation, molecular function: hydrolase activity; carboxy-lyase activity. The record is from RefSeq and is a predicted model, not a curated record. Bases 1 to 1221 code for a protein of 406 amino acids.
AUGGCUGGCCACAUCGAUGUACACUUCCAUGCGCUGCCACCAGCCUACAAGGCUGCAGUGAAGGCGCAUGGUGGCGAUCCAUCAGGCUUUCCCGAGCCAGACUGGUCUCCAGAAGCGGCCAUCACCUCAAUGGAGGCGGUUGGCGCAUCUCUUGGAAUUAUAUCCAUCUCCUCGCCGGGUGUUCCAAUUACCGGGGCAGGUGAGGAAGGCCGCAAGCUUGCCCGCGAGCUCAACAUAUACCUCGGCGGCUUGGUCACGACUACAGAGGCCCCUUUCGUCGGCAGGUUCGGUUUCUUCGGCGUCCUGCCCGACUGGCAGGACCUCGAAGGAACCUGCGCGGAGAUCGAUUUCCUCUUCUCGGAGCAGAAGCUCUGCAACGGAGUGGGCAUCUACACUACGUACGGGAGCAAGCUGCCCGGCCACGAGAGCUUCAAGCCCAUAUGGCAGAAGCUCCAGAGCUACGGGGCCCUUGUGUUCCUGCAUCCAACGAGCUCGGAUUUUCAGCCCAAAUUCAUUGGCGGCUUCUUGCCGCAGCCCAUCGUGGAUUAUCCAUUGGCCACAACUCGGGCAGCCGUCGAUCUGGUAGUCACAGGUACCGUGCGGUCCUGUCCCGACGUAGAUAUCAUCCUCUCCCAUGCGGGUGGAACUCUUCCCUUCAUUGGAGCACGGGCUAUCGGCGCGUUAACUUUACCACAUCUUGCCGCUCAGGCUGGAGCCACGGACAAGGAAGCAGCCGCGGACUUCGCGAGUUUCUACUACGACACGGCGGUGAGUACGAGCGCGGUGCAAUUGAACGGGCUCGUGGAUUUCCUCGAAUCUUUGGGUGGUGACCAGUCGCACAUCUUGUUUGGCAGUGACUUUCCAUACGCGCCGCCGCGGAACAUCAAGGCUAUGUUGGGGAGUUAUAACAACUUUGUGGCUUCUAGCCGCCCUGCAUCUGAAAGUAUACGGCCAGAGAAUCUGAGGUCGAAUGGAAUCGCGCUGUUGAAGAAGCACUCCUCGAAACAGGAUUUUGGGUUCGGGUCACUCCAGUUUAGUUUCGAUAUCGACUACAACGAGACUGGCUUUAUGAAAAGCACGGCUUAUGGCCAAAUGGUGGUUACGAAUGCCGAUCGACAAGGAAUUGACAAGGCAGUUGAACCUGAAAAUCAGAAAUGGGCAACAUCUAUCGCUUGCAUCAAUGACGACGGAUUUGAUGUCGCUUCAUUUCUGAUCGUAUAG